UACACAACCUAAAAAUAAUCUAGGUAUGUACAUCAUCAUCAUGCAAUUGGUUUCUUGAAGCGCACAAUUCUUUAUUUAGACUUUAGUUUUUGUAUGUACAUUAUUGUGAGUUAAAAUAAACUAUGGAAGCUGAUUCUAGAGUCGUCUAGAUUAUUCUCUAAGUAUUUAAAAGUAAUGCACGGUUGGGGACUAUUCAGAUACUGUUUUGCUAUUUGACAUACAAGUUUUAUCUACAAACAAUAUUAUUACAACUAUUUAUUUAUAUUGUUAAUUAUUAAAGAGUAAAAAAUGACGAAGACAACACAAUCAGCCUUGGAAUUAAAAGAAAAAGGUAAUGAAGCUUUUCAAAAAGGUAAUUGGGAAGAAGCAUUGUCUUACUACACAAAUGGCCUCAAAAUAACUCCAGACGAGACUGCUGAGAAAGCUGUUUUCUACAAAAAUCGAGCGGCUGUUUAUUUGAAGCAAAAAGAUUACGAAAAAGUCAUCAAAGAUUGUGAUGAAGCUUUGAAGAUAACACCAAGUGAUCCCAAAGCAUUGUUUAGGCGUUGUCAAGCUUACGAAGCUCUGGGAAAGUACGAGGAAGCUUAUCGCGAUGCACGUUUCGUUGUUAAUUCGGAUCCUUCAAACAAAGCCAUUCAGCCAAUUCUUGCACGGUUGUUCGAAAUAGUCGAGGAACGGCUCCGUCAAAAUUCACGCACUUCUGCCAAAGUCUCACAAAUGUUCGACGUCGCGUUCAGCCUGGAGAGUGACAAGGAAAAGCGCGCUGCUGCUUUGAAUAAUUUGCUGGUUCUGUCUCGAGAACGUGCUGGCGCAGAAAUUAUGUUCAAAGAUGGUAUUAUUACAAAGAUACUGAAACUCUUGAAGAUUGAUAAAAAUAAUGAUGAGAUUAUUACUUCGUCCAUAAGAAUAAUUGCUGAGUUGUGCAAAAAUAAUGUUGAACGUACUGAGAUAAGUAUUCGAGAAAUAGGCAUACCCUGGUUUUUGGAAAUGAUUAAUAGCAACAAUGAAGAGAGAGUUAAUGCUGCUCAAUAUUGUAUGCAGACUGUUCUAAACAGUUACAGCGGAUUGGAAAACAAGCCCGACGCAAAACCAAAACAAGAGCUCUGUGAAAAAUACAAGAAAGAAAUCGAUACACUAUUAUCCUGCUUGGUAUACUCCAUAACAAACCGUACAAUAACAGGACUUGCUCGAGAUGCAAUUAUCGAAUUGAUAAUGCGUAACGUGCAUUACUCAGCAUUAGAUUGGGCCGAGCAGUUGGUGAACAUCAGAGGUCUCCAGCGACUAAUGGAAGUAGCCAGCGAACUCGAAGAAUACAAAUACGAAUCAGCUAUGAACAUAACUGCUUCAACUCGUACAGUUGUCAGCGUUUGUCUGGCUAAAAUUUACGAAAACAUGUACUACGACGCGGCUAAAGAAAAGUUCUGCGCCGCCAUCGACGAGUUUAUAAAAGAAAAAUUAUUAGAUCCAGAAGUAGAGUCAAAAGUUCGUGUUACCGUUGCAAUAACAACUCUACUCCUAGGUCCCCUUGACGUGGGAAAUUCUAUCGUCGCCAGAGACGGAAUCCUCCAGAUGAUCCUAGUGAUGGCCAGUACCGAUGACCUUUUGCAGCAGAAAGUCGCUUGCGAGUGUAUCGUAGCAGCCGCUUCUAAAAAAGACAAAGCGACUACGAUCAUCAGUCAGGGUGUUAAUAUCCUAAAAAAAUUGUACCAGUCCAAAGAUGACGCUAUCAGAGUCCGCGCUUUGGUUGGUUUGUGCAAACUCGGAAGCUCAAGUGGUACAGAUGCGUCAGUAAAACCAUUUGCCGAUGGAGCAACGAAGAAAUUAGCCGAAGCUUGCCGUAGAUUUUUGAUAAAUCCAAAAAAAGACAAGGACAUGAGGAAGUGGGCGGUGGAGGGUCUUUCUUACUUGACCUUUGAUGCGGAAGUAAAAGAAAAAUUAAUUGAAGACAAAGGAGCUCUUCACGCGAUGAUCGAGCUUGCUAAGUCUGGAGACAAGUCUGUUGUCUACGGCUGCGUAACUACUCUAGUUAAUUUAUGCAACGCCUAUGACAAGCAAGAGAUUAUUCCAGAGAUGAUGGAGCUUGCUAAAUUUGCCAAGCAGCAUAUACCAGAGGAGCACGAAUUAGAUGACCCGGACUUUGUUACUAAAAGAUUGGUUGCUUUGGCAAAAGAAGGAAUCACUACUGCGCUAGUUGCUCUGGCUAAAACAGACAGCGACAACAGCAAGGAACUGAUAGCCCGGGUUUUCAACGCGAUAUGCUCCCAGCAAGAGGUCAGAGGCAUGGUGGUCCAGCAGGGAGGAGCCAAGGCUCUGCUGCCCUUGGCAUUAAAUGGAACCAAGAAGGGAAAGAAGCAAGCUGCUCAAGCAUUGGCCAGAAUUGGCAUCACUAUUAACCCAGAAGUCGCUUUUCCAGGUCAGCGAAUCAUGGAAGUCAUCAGACCGCUGCUGAACUUGUUGAGCCAGGACUGCUCGGCUCUGGAGAACUUUGAAGCGCUGAUGGCGCUUUGUAAUAUUGCGGGGGUGAAUGAUGCCACUAGGAAGCACAUGCUCAAGGAAGGGGCGUAUCCUAAGGUUGAACAUUACAUGUUUGAGGAUCACUUGAUGCUCCAAAGGGCUGCGGUUCAGGUUGUUAAUAAUCUGGUGAUGUGUGAAGAUGCUAUCAAGCUCUUUGAAGGUGAUAAUGAUCGGGUGAAGUACUUGGUGAUUUUGUCCAGCGAUGAGGAUCAAGAGACUAGUCUUGCUGCUUCAGGAGCUCUUGCUAUGCUCACUGGGGUUAGUAACAAGGUUUGCCAGAAGAUAUUCGACAGUCGAAAUUGGCUUGAGUCUAUUCAUUUCCUCUUGGCUAAUCCCAAUUCUGAUGUCCAGCAUCGGGGGGUUGUUAUUGUGGCGAAUAUGAUUAAUAGUACGAAGGACACUGCCGCGAAGAUUAUUGAUACGGAUAUUAUGGAGAUUCUCAUGGCGCUUAUCAAGAGCGAGGAUGUGAAAAAUACAAAAAUUAAAGAUGUUGCGGCUACUGCGCUGGAAGCUGCUGCUAAGUGGAAACUUAUUGAGAAGAAACCUGAUGAAAUUAAUGAACCCAGCACGGAGAAUCAUCUGGAGUCGGUUGAAUAAUUUUUAUGUGUACUUGAUUUUUAAUGACAAUCAUUGCUUAUUUAAGUUAAAUAAUUAGCUGAUAAUUUUUUUAGGAAUAAGUAAUUAAAAUAAUGGAUUAAUCUAUCAAGACUUAUGAUCAAUUGUUGAAGAAUUGUUGCUUUUAUUUAUAUUAUAUAUAU
Messenger RNA from Cotesia glomerata, 3272 nucleotides. It is a transcript of the gene unc-45, whose product is annotated as protein unc-45 homolog B. The transcript has 3 exons. The record is from RefSeq and is a predicted model, not a curated record. The coding region runs from base 289 to 3111 and encodes 940 amino acids. Gene Ontology annotation, molecular function: Hsp90 protein binding. Lineage: Eukaryota; Metazoa; Arthropoda; Insecta; Hymenoptera; Braconidae.